Molecule: messenger RNA, 16264 nt
Organism: Spirodela intermedia
Lineage: Eukaryota; Viridiplantae; Streptophyta; Magnoliopsida; Alismatales; Araceae
Source: the annotation of a GenBank genome assembly
AUGAAGUGGGUCGUCGAAUCGUCUCCGGCGGCUGUCACCCGGCGGAGCGGAAAAACGGCGACUUUGCGGCUCUCCGGCGGCUGUCACCCGACGGAGAGGGGCUGGAUGGAGGUGAGGCGCGUGUUAGGGAGCUUCAUCCUCAGGUCCGCGCAGCAAGAGGAGGCUCUUCAUCGCAUCUGGUACGCUCUCAGGAGGUGGCGACUGGUCUCCCGGCGGAUCGUCCUCUUCCCGACGACGGCUUGUUCGUCGAUCAAUCGGAGAUGAUUUACUCGAUGGAUUGCGAUCCUUUUAUCGCGAAUCGUUCAGAAAUUUUAGUAGCAAUGCUCCGCGAAUCGCGUUGACGAGAUUUUCGCCGAUGAUCUAGCGAUUCCGGUUGCUUAAUCCUUCACCGGCGAUCUGCAGGAAAGUCGCGAUAAUCAGUUAAAAAUAUAUGAAUUUUGACUCUGGGAGGAUUCGAACCCGCGGCGGUCGCCCGCCCAUUUAGUCCCACAUCGGUUGUGCGCGGAUUAUUCGGGCGAAUAUAUAGUAAAGUUAUCUUUUUAGGCAAAGUCCUCUCGCGUGUACGAUCACUCCUUGCCCCACAGCCGGCUGACCACCGGUGACAUGGAAGGGGAGUGGCGCACACGUGCCCCUAUCGAUCCAAGCAAGCCGCUCGAGCCCCUGCUCGCGGCUACUCCCCGACUGCGCUUCCGUCCCGCUUGCAGGCCCGGCUGGCCGGCGGAUCCCCCCAUUUUGCAAUAUUUUUAUUUUUAUUUCUUGUUCUUCAUUUAUCUCAAAACUAAGACUGUAAAAAUCGUAUAAAAUCACAUAAUUACCCAAAAAUUCACGUUAAUCAACUGAAAACCACUUUUCAUGCUUUAACACAAAUAUAAGUCUAUUUAUCAUGAGUUAAGGCUAAAACUAUAUUAUUUACUAAUUAUUAACUCAUGAUAAUGAAGACUUAUCAGAAGGGGAGUGGCACACACAUGCCUCUAUCGGUCUAAGCCACUCGAGCCUCUGCUUGUGGCUAUUCCUCGACUGCACUUCUAACCCGCUUGUGGGGGCCUGGCCAGCCGGCAGGUCCCCCACAUUUUGCUAUAUUUUUAUUUUAAUUUCUUUUCCUUCAUUUAUCUCAAAAGUAAGACUAUAAAAAUCAUAUAAAAUCACAUGAUUACCUAAAAAAUCACGUUAAUUAACUGAAAACUACUUUUUACACUUUAACACAAAUAUAAGUCUAUUUAUCAUGAGUUAAGGCUAAAACUAUAUUAUUUACUAAUUAUUAACUCAUGAUAAUGAAGACUUAUCACAUUUCUUUGAUAGAUUUUCAAUCAUUUCUUUGACCUAAUCAUACAUUUAGACCUCCUCAUCAACCACAACAUAAUGCUAAGCCCUCUUUUCAGUAAAAUACUCAUAAUUUCCAGCAAGGUACUCAUUAGCCACCAGUCCAAAAUUUCAUCCCUUCUUCCUCAAGUUCAAUCCCUAAUUUCAACCCACAAUCUCCUAAUUCAUAUCAAAAUCAAUCUUAUAUCAAUUCAAAUUCGAUGCAACAAUUUAUGGGACAAAUGAUGUAGUAAUUUCAAGAAAUAAAUACAUCUAUGAUGAAGAUGAUGGAGCAAAUUAGGUAAGAAAAUCAGAAAACUCUUAGGCUAGAAAAAGAGAUAGGUAAAGUAGCCUUGGCCGACUCAAAAUGCGAAACAGGUCAUCUUCCUAGUCAACCUAUUAUGAACCGAUGAAAUCAACCUUUUAAUAAUGAUGAACCAUCUACAUCUCAAGGUUUUGAAAAUGUAAAAGUAGUGACCACUUUGAGGAGUGGAAAACAACUCAAAGAUCCAUAUGCACCAGAUUUUUAGAAAAAUAGGUUCAUGAUGAUGAAGUGCAAAAUAAUGAUGAUAAUGACCAUGAUAGUUUAUUUUCUGAUGAUGAGAAUUUAGAGGAAGAAAAAUGAGAAUCAAAAGAAGAAAAAUCAGAAGUACCAUCCAUUUCUAUUUUAUCACAGCAAGAUGAACUUAAAAAAAUAGUCUCCUUUCCUAAGGCAUUAGAACCAAAACGUAGGAAAAGAGCUGAACCUAAUGAAGAGCUUAUGAAAAUAUUUAAAUAAUUUUAGGUCUCUAUUCCUUUGAUAGAUGCAAUCAAACAUAUACCUGCAUAUGCAAAAAUUUUAAAAGAAUUAUACACACCUUGUAGGUCACCUCGGAAGUUAUCUUUAUCUGAAGAGGCUAGUGUCAUUAUUUCUCAUUCUUUGCCUAAGAAAUUUAAGAAUCUAAGAGCACCUCUUAUCUCAUGUAAAGUGGGUGAAACUACAUUUAGAAAUGUGCUCUUAGAUUUGGGAGCAAGUGUUAAUUUAUUACCUUUGGCUGUUUUUGAAAUUUUAAAAUUAGGAGAACUAAAACCAACUUUAGUAGAACUUCAGCUAGCUAAUAUGUCUAUUAAAACACCUAAGGUUCUCCUAGAAGAUGUCAUUAUCCAAACUAAUUGAUCAACUUGCUGAACAUAAUUCAUUUCUUCUAUGCAUGAAUCAAUUACAUCAAUAUCUUCAUAAUUAUCAUUAUCUUCAUGUGGAAAUCUUGAAAUUUUAAAAACAUUUAAAGAGAUAUUUUGACCUUUAGAUUUCAUAUUUAUAAUCCUAUUUUUGGAAUCGAUAUUUGUUUUGUCUAUGACAAAAAAUAGGCACCCUAAUAUGAUUGGUACAUGAGUAAGAUCAUCUAAAAUAGGAAUAUCUAAAAUCAGAAAAUCUACUAGAAAACCUAAACUUUAUUUUUCUUACACCAAACUAAACUUAUGAUUAUCUCUACCUUAUUGACUGCUGAACAGGAAAAGAAAACAUUAGAGGUUUUACAAGAACAUAAGAAAGCAAUAGGGUGCACAAUGGCUGAUCUCAAGCGGAUCAGCCCAUCAAUUUGCAUGCAUGGAAUAUAUACAAAAGAUAAUUCAAAACCAUCAAGGGAAAUGCAAUGUAGGCUGAACCCAAACAUGAAAGAAGCGGUAAAGAAAGAAAUCAUCAAAUGGUUAGAUGCUAAUAUUAUUUACCCUAUUUAUGAUAGUCAAUGGGUUAGCCCAACACUAGUAGUUCACAAGACUCUCCACAGGAUGGAGAGUAUGCAUUGAUUACUGUAAGCUUAAUGCAAUGACAAGGAAAGAUUAUUUCUCUUUGUCAUUUAUUGAUCAAAUUUUAGAAAGACUUCCAGGUCAAAAAUAUUUUUAUUUCUUAGAUGAAUUUUAAGGAUAUAAUAAAAUAGAAAUAUUUCCAGAAGAUCAAGAGAAAACAACAUUCACAUGUCCAUUUGGAACAUAUACAUUUAAAUGCAUGCCCUUUGGUUUAUGCAAUGCACCUGUCACAUUUCAAAGAUACAUGAUGUCUAUAUUUACUAAAAUGAUUGGUGAUUUUUUAGAAGUCUUCAUGGAUGAUUUUUCAGUCUUUGGUGAUUCAUUUGAUAUAUAUCUAAAUAAUCUUAAGAAAGUACUUAAGAGAUGUGAAGAGACCAAUCCCAUUCUUAGUUGGGAGAGAACUCAUUUCAUGGUUAGAGAAGGUAUUAUUUUAAGACAUAUUGUGAGUGAAAGAGGAAUAGAAGUAGAUAGAGCAAAAAAAAAUUCUAUUAUUAGUUUACCUCCACCUACUUCUAUUUGUCAAAUUAGACCAUUUCUAGGACAUGCUAGUUUCUAUAGAAGAUUUAUCAAAGAUUUUUCAAAAAUUGCUAGACCUCUUACAGCCUUACUUGUUAAAGAUAUCACUUUUGAUUUUGAUGAAGCAUGUUUUGAGGCUUCUCUAUACUUCAAGCUAUUGACCAAGGCAACUAUUUUAUAGUCACCCACUUGGUCAAUUCCUUUUGAAAUCAUGUGUGAUGCUUCAAAUCAUGCAUUGGGUGUUGUUUUAGGACAACGAAUUAAUAAGAAACUAGUGGUAAUUUAUUAUGCAAGCAGAACAAUUUCCGAUGCACAAAUAAAUUAUACCACUAUGGAAAAAGAAUUACUUGCAGGUUUUUUUACCUUAGAAAAAUUUAGAUCUUAUAUCUUAGGAUCUAAAGUUAUUGUAUAUUCAAAUCACACAGCCCUAAGAUAUUUGUUGACUAAGAAAGAAACAAAACCACAUCUACUUAGAUGGAUCUUAUUAUUUCAACAAUUUAACUUAGAGAUUCGAGAUAAGAAAGGUGUAGAAAACGUGGAAGCUGACCAUUUGUCUAGAAUUGAAGGGCAAGAAAGGUUGGAUUAAAUGAUUUAUUUCCUGAUGAAAUAUUCUUGCCUUGCAUAGUAAGCUCACACCAUGGUAUGCACAUAUAGUUAAUUAUUUAGCAAUUAGCAAAAUCCCAUCUCAUUGGCAAAAGGAUGGACGCGAACAAUUCUUUGCUUGGAAUGACCCUAAUCUAUUUCAUCUAGGAUCAGAUCAAAUUUUAUGAAGAUGCAUUCCUAAAGAAGAAAAUUUUCAAAUUUUAGAACAUUGUCAUUCUUAUGAAUGUGGGGUCAUUUCGCAAGAAAGAAAAUAGCAGUAAAAAUUUUACAAUGUGGUUUCUAUUGGCCAUCUUUAUUUAAAGAUGCUCACAUAUUUUUUAGGCAAUGUAUCAAAUGUCAAGUUGUCAUUAAUAUUAAAAAAAGGAAAUGCAAUACCUUUAAAAUUAGUAAUUGUUGUUGAAAUUUUUGAUAUUUGGGGCAUUGAUUUUAUGGGACCCUUUCCUUCAUCUCAAGGCUAUGAAUAUAUUUUGUUAGCUAUUGAUUAUGUGUCAAAGUGGGUAGAAGCUACUCCAACAAGGACAAAUGAUCAUAAAGUAGUUAUCCAAUUUGUUCAAAGUAAUAUUUUUACACGAUUUAGAUGUCUUAAAGUAAUAAUUAGUGAUGGGGAACUAAUUUCACUAAUCAUCACUUUAGGAUGUUACUUAGAAAAUAUGAUGUUAAUCAUAUGAUAGCUACCUAAUGUCUUCAUUAUCAUGAGUUAAUAAUUAAAAAAAAUAUAGUUUUAGACUUUACUCAUGAUAAAUAAACUUAUAUUUGUGUUAAAGUAUUAAAAGUAGUUUUUAGUUGACUAACGUGAAAUUUUAAUAAUUAUGUGAUUUUUUACGAAUUUAUAUGAUUUUUAUAAUCUUAUUUUUGAGAUAAAUAAAGAAAGAAAUAAAAUUAAAAUAUAGAAAAAUGGGGGGGACCUGCCGACCAGCCAGGCCUACAAGCGGGUCGAAAGCACAGUCAAGGGGAGCCGUUAGUAGGGGCUUGAGUGGGUAAGACUGAUGGGGGCACAUGUGUGCCACUCUCCUUCUAUGUCACCGAUGGCCAACCAAUUGUGAGACAAGGAGUGGUCAUACACGCAAGAGAAAAUGACUCAUUGCUUGUAAAUGUGAUAUUACUAUAUAUUCACCUAAAAAUUCAGAGCGCAAGCGAUGUGGAACUAAACCCGCAUCACACCUUCUCCUAAAAGGCUUUGAAGAUUUUAAUACCUACACUAUCCCUUCGUUAUAAUAGAGAUAUAUCAUAAUGACUAAUAAAUCUUUAUUAUCAUGAGUUAAUAAUUAUUAAAUAAUAUAGUUUUAGCCUUAACUCAUGAUAAAUAGACUUAUAUUUAUGUUAAAGUGUGAAAAAUGGUUUUCAAUUGAUUAACGUGAAUUUUUAGGUAAUUAUGUGAUUUUAUAUGAUUUUUACAGUCUUACUUUUGAGAUAAAUGAAGAACAAGAAAUGAAAAUAAAAAUAUUACAAAAUGGGGGGACCUGUCAACUAGCCGGGCCCGCAAGUAAGUCGGAAGCAGGUUAGAAGUGCAGUCCGGGAGUAGCCACGAGCUGGGGCUCGAGCGGCUUGGCUUGGACCGCUAGGGGCACAUGUGCACCACUCCCCUUCCACGUCACCAGUGGCCAGCCGGUGUGGGGUAAGGAGUGGUCGUACACGCAAGAGAAAGGACUUUGCUUAGAAAUCUAACAUUACUAUAUAUUCACCCGAAAAAUCAGCGCACAACUGAUGUGGGACUAAACCUACAUCACACCUUCCACAGAAGAGGCAGGCAACCAGCACGGGUUCAAAUCCUCCUAGAGUCAAAAUUCAUAUAUUUUUAUCUGAUUAUCAUGACUUUCCUGCAGAUUGCUAAUGAAGGAUUAAGCAAUGAGAAUCAUUGAAUCAUCGGCAAAAAUCUUGUCAACUUGAUUCACGGAGCAUUGCUACUAAAAUUGCUGACGUAUGCACCCUUAUUUCCUUUUUUCGUGAAUAUUAAAUAUAUUUUCUUUUCAUUUCUUAGUAUAAAAUUCAUAUAAAAUAGUAUUCAUUGAGAAAAAUUCUGAAUAAUUACCAAAUAUUAUAUUACAUAUCUAUGAUUGACUUGGAAAAUUAUUAUUAUUAUUGAAAGUUUUAUUAAAUUAUAAUUGAUAUAUUUAUUCAGAAAUACUUCUAAAUAUCUAAAAAUUUGUAUUUUCUAGUUUUAUAAAUUUUAUAUUUGCGUGAUUUAAUAUACAACGACUGAGUCACGUUAGUGACGUCACUUGAUAAGAGCAUUAGAGUACUUAUUUCAAUCUCUCUCAUACAAGUAGGCAACUGGCGUGAAUUCUAAUCCUUCUAGAACUAAAACUCAUAUUUUUAUCUAGUUAUUAUGACUUUCUUGUAGAUCAUUGGUGAAAGAUUAAACCACUAGAAUUGUUGGUUCAUCGGUGAAAAUCUUGUCAACGUGAUUUGUAAAGCAUUAAUAUUAAAAUUUAUGAAUGAUUCACGAUAAAAAGAUCACAAAUCCAUCAAGUAAAUCAUCUCUAAUUGAUUGACGAACAAGCGUCAUCAGAAAGAGAAUGGUCUCCCAUGAGACGAGUCCCUACCUCUUAAGAGUGUAUUAGAUGUGAUGAAGAGCCUCUAACGUGACUUAGUUGUUGUAUGUUAAAUCACGCAAAUUUAAAAUUUAUAAAAUUAGAAAAUAUGAAUUUUUAGAUAUUUAAAAGUAUUUUUGAACAAAUAUAUUAAUUAUAAUUUAAUAAAACUUCUAAAAAUAGUGGUAAUUUUCUAAGUCAAUCAAGGGAUGAAAUAUAAUAUCUAGUAAUUAUUCAGAAUUUUCCUCAAAGAAUACUAUUUUCUAUGAAUUUUAUACUAAGAAAUGAAAAGGAAAUAUAUUUAAAAUUCACAAAAAAAGAAAAUAAGGGUGCAGAUGUUAGGAUGAUGUCAGCACUCAACGAUUCUUACAUAGGUGAUUACAAAUGAUUUAAUUAAUCAAAUUAAGAUCUGUAAAAGCCAAAAGAAUUAUAAGUGAACAAAGUAUACUUUGGUAAAUUAAAAUCACAUAAAUUAUCACUAAAUACAACAUAAAGUAAGUUGAAAGUAGGAAAACAAAGUUCUAGCAUCGCGAUAGUGAUGCAUCGGCGAUACACCAGAAUCUUGAGCAUUCGGGAGGAUCAUCGUGCAGUGUCUAUGUCCUCAAAGGCUUUCCUUGGACAAAGACAACGUGAACAAUCUCUAGAUCUCCUUGUGAAGUCUAAAGAUUAAUGAAAUGGGUCGUCAAAUCGUCUCUGGUGGCUAUCACCCAAUAGAGCAGAAACGACGACUUUGCAGCUCUUUGAUGACUGUCACCCGACAGAGAGGAGCUAGAUGGAGGUGGGGCGUGUGUUAGGGAGCUUCAUCCUUAGGACCACGUAGCAAGAGGAGGCUCUUCAUCUCAUCUGAUAUGCUCUAAAGAGGUGGCGACUUGUCUCCCAGCAGAUCAUCCUCUUCCCGAUAAUGACUUGUUCGUCGAUCAAUCGGAGAUGAUUUACUCAAUGGAUUUGUGAUCCUUUUAUUGCAAAUCCUUCAAUAAUUUUAGUAACAAUGCUCCGCGAAUCGCAUUGACGAGAUUUUUGCUGAUGAUCUAGCGAUUCUAGUUGCUUAAUCUUUCAUCGGCGAUCUACAAGAAAGUCGCAAUAAUCAGAUAAAAAUAUAUGACUUUUGGCUCUAGGAGGAUUCAAACCUAUGCCGGUUGCCCACCCCCCCUUUUGGGGAAGGUGUGACGUGGGUUUAGUCCCACAUCAAUUGUGUGCCAAAUUUUUAGGCGAAUAUAUAGUAAUGUUACAUCUCAAAGCAAGUCCCUUCUCACACGUGUAUGACCACUCCUUGCCCCAUAGUCGGUUGGCCAUUGAUGAUGUGGAAGGGGAGUGACACACAUGUACCCCUAUCAGUCCAAGCUGCUCGAGCCCUUGCUCACAACUACUCCCCGACUAAGCUUCCAACCCACUUACACGUAUAGCUGGCUGGCGGGUUCCCCUCACUUUAUCUUAUUUUUAUUUUUUAUUACUUUUCCUUCAUUUAUCUCAAAAGCAAGACUGUAAAAAUUAUAUAAAUUUGUGUAAAAUUAUAUAAUUACCCAAAAAUUCACAUUAAUCAAUUAAAAACUACUUUUCACACUUUAACACAAAUAUAAGUCUAUUUAUAAUGAGUUAAGGCUAAAACUAUAUUAUUUAUUAAUUAUUAACUCAUGAUAAUGAAGACUUAUCACACCCCUCAACUUAAAUUUUUGCUAGUCCCUUAGUAGUGGAAUUACGAAAAUAAAAUUUACAAAUCUCAAACAUCAUAUUUCAAUACAGAAAAACAAUAGAAUUAGAAAUGAUGCACCUUUAGAUACUUUGGAUUCUUAUAUCAAAUAUUUAAGAAUGAUGUCAAGUACUUAAAUGUUUAAACACUCCUUGGAAUAACAAUCUAGACUUCACUUCUUCUAUUCACAUCUUUAUCACUUCUUCACUCAUAGAUGCAUUUACAAGAUGUUCUAAUUAUCAAUACUCAUUCAAAAAUAAUCUUGAUCCUACAUUUCUUUUUUUCUAUGACUUGAUUUUUUAAGUUUGUAUUAUAUUUCUUCCUUUAUAUAUAUAUAUAUAUAUAUAGUGGAUAAGUAGCUUUUCCUGUAGACAAAUUUUGACAAUAAGAAUGAUGUCUCACACCCUCCAUAUGUACUCUUCAUUUUCAGGGCUUUCACUUUAUCCACUUAUUUUACAGCAAGUAUUUUUCUAUGCACGAUUUUCGACAAUGAUAAUGAUGUCUCACACCCUCCAUGUGUACUCUUCAUUUCUAAAGUUUUCACAUUGCUCUCUCUUUUCUUUUCAAAAUAAGUAAUUUCUCCUCACAAGUCCUAAGAUCAAGGUGCAAAAAUCUCCAUUAAACUCAAAUGAUCAAUCAAAUUUUCACAUCAAGUAAAUACUAUUCAUCUAGAUCAUGAAGUAAAAAUCUAUAAAAUCAAAUUUAUGUUAUCUAUCAUGUAUCUAAGGAGUAUUCCAACAUUUCAUGGUACUAGAUCAUUCUUUUGACUCAAUAAUAAUCUUCCUAGUAUCUUUUGGUAUCAAUCAAUCUAAUUGAUUUAAUUUUGUAUGUAUGCAAUAUGAUGUAAGGAAUUUGUAAAUUAGAUAGUUCUAACAAUUUUAUUUUCUGUUUCAAGUUCUAUUUUUUAGUAAUAAUAAAUUUGUCAAAAAUAAAUUAAAUUUAUCCUCUUUGUAGCUGCAAUUUCUAAUUUCAGUAAUAUAUGUCUAGAGGAUUGAAAUGUGAGAAAAGGGUCUCUAGAAUUUCAAAUUUUGGGCUGUUUUUUGUCAGCUGUUUUUGACAAUAUGUUGUUCCUAACAGAAAACCAGAAAAUAGAUGUUGCAGUUUUUCUGAAUUUUAUUUUAUUUUAUUUUAUUUCAGUUGUUAUUCUAAUACAAACAUAUGUUCUUAAUCAUCCUACAGCAUAAAUUAAUAAUGAAUACUUCACCCCCCAACUUAAAAAUGACAUUGUCCUCAAUGACACAGAAAAAAAAUAUAUAAUAUGUAGAAAAUAUAAUUUUCAAGUGAACCAUGCAUAUAUACAAAGUUAAGUAUUAAAAAUAUUGUCAUAAAUGAUAGAGCUCAGAAAGACAUCACCUUGACUUCAUUUUUAAUUUUUCACUUCAUCUUACACUCCUCCUGCACUUUUUCAAAAAAAACAAAUAUAGAAACAAGUACUGCAAAAUUCUAAGAAAAAUAGAGCUUAAAAAAAAAAUCAAAUAGAAUGAAAUAAAAACCAUGGGUUGCCUCCCAUGCAGCGCACUGAAUUUAAUGUCUCCAACUGGACUCCUUGAUCUUAAUUUGGAAUUUCUUUUAAUAAUAAUUUUUUUUUCUACAAGGCAUUCAUAUUCUAUGUAAUGUUUAAGCCGUUGUUCAUUUACCUUAAAGUUAUGAUCACUUUGAAGAUUUUUAAUCAUUAUAGCCCCAUGAUCAUAUGUCUCUUCCACCACAUAAGGCCUUUUUCAUUUUCAUUUUAAUUUUCCAAAGAAUAAUUUCAGCCUAGAAUCAUAUAACUACACUUUUUCUCUAACAUCAAAUUUUUUUCUGCUAAUGUAUUUAUCAUGAAAAGUUUUAGUUUUUUCUUUAUAUAUUCUAUGAUUUUGAUAAGCUUCAUUCCUCAACUCCUCUAGUUCAUAUAGCUGAAAAAUUCUAUGCCCACUAGCUGAUUUUUCAUCUAUACAUAAAUUUUUUAUAGCCCAUAAUGCUUUAUGCUCUAUUUCCAUAAGAAGAUGACAUGGCUUUCCAAAAAUGAGAUGAAAUGGAGACAUACAUAUAGGAUUUUUAUAAGCUGUUCUAUAAGCCCAUAAUGUAUCUUGUAAUUUCGUGAGCCAAUCUUUCUAAUCUGGUCCAACUAUUUUUCUAAAAAUUCUCUCAAUUUCCCUAUUUACUACUUCAACUUGCCCAUUUGUUUGGAGAUGAUAUGGAGUGGUUACUCUAUGGUGUACUCUAUUCUUUUUCAAUAGUUCCCUGAAAUAUUUAUUUGUAAAAUGUGUUCUUCCAUCACUAAUAAUCACUCUAGAACAUCCAAAUCUCGAAAAAAUAUUUUCCUGCACAAAUUUCAUUACGAUUUUAUGAUCAUUAGUUCUAAUAGGAAUAGCUUCCACCCACUUCGACACAUAAUCAACAACAAGUAAAAUAUAUUUAUAUUUUUCAACUGAUGGGAAGGGACCCAUGAAAUCUAUUCCCUAUACAUCAAAAAUCUAACAUGUUACUCAUAGACAUUUCAUCUUUUUUACUCGUGUUACCUAUAGAUUGACAUGAAAUACAUGUUCUACUAAAUUCUAUAGAAUCUCUAAUGAUUGUAGGCUAAUAAAAACCACACUAAAAAAAUUUUGCAGUUGUUUUUCAUCUAGAAAAAUGUCCUCCACAAUUAGAUGAAUGGCACAUGUUAAUAAUACUAUGACAUUCUUCUUUAGGAACACAUCUCCUUAAAAUUUGAUCAUUGCUCAAAUAAUAUAAAUCAGGAUCAUGUCAAAAAUAAUUUCUAAUCUUCGAAAAGAAAUGAUAUUUUCUAUUCUUAUCCCACUGUUCUGGAGUUUUUUCAGAAAUCAAAAAAUUAACAAUAUGUGCAUACCAUGGUGAUGGUUGAUGUUGAACUGCCAUCAAUUGUUCAUCUAAAAAUACGUCUUGUAAAGGUGUUGCAUUUAUUCCUAUAUCACUUAAUCUAGAAAGAUGGUCAACAAAAAUAUUCUCGAAACCUUUUUUAUCUUUUAUUUCUAAGUCAAAUUUCUGUAACAAUAAAAGCCAUCUUAAUAAAUGUGACUUUACAUCUUUCUUAUUUAACAGAUAUUUUAAUGCUGCAUGAUCAAUAUAAAUAAUACUUUUAGCUCUCAAAAGAUAUGAUUUAAACCUUUCUAAUGAAAAUAUUACAGCUAACAACUCUUUUUCAGUCGUGGUAUAGUUUAAUUGAGCAUCAGAUAUAAUUUAACUAGCAUAUGAAAUUACUAUGGGUUUUGACUCUUUUGUUUGUCCUAGAAUGGCCCCCACUACAUAAUUCGAUGCAUCACACAUUAUUUCAAAGGGAAAGGACCAAUCAAGAGCUUGAAAAAUGGGUGCCUCAAUAAGUAAUUUUUUUAUUUCAGAAAAAGACUCAAAACAUUUUUCAUCAAAAUUAAAAGGCACAUCUUUAGAUAAUAGUAUGGUGUGAAGUUUAAAAAUUUUCAAAAAAUCUUGAAUAAAUUUUCUAUAAUAACCUAUAUGACUCAAGAAAGAUCUAAUCUGUUUUACUAAAUUUGGAGGUUUCAUUUUAGAUAUAUUAUCAAUUUUUUCUCUACCACCUCUAAACCUCUUUCACUCACAAUAUGACCUAACACAACUCUCUCUCUAAUAAUAAAAUGUGAUUUCUCCCAACUCAAAACUAAUUUUUUCUCUAUGCAUUUCUGAAGUACAUGUUGUAAAUGAUUUAAGCAUUCAUCAAAUUAUUCACCAAAAAAAGAAAAAUCGUUCAUAAAAAUUUCCAUGUAUUUUCCAAUUAUAUCAGAAAAAAUAGACAGCAUACAUCUUUGAAAUGUGGGUAGAGCAUUACACAAACUAAAAGGCAUGCGUUUAAAAGCAAAAGGACCAAAUGGACAAGUGAAAGUUUUUUUUUCUUGAUCUAAAGGGUUUAUAUAAAUUUGAUUAUAACCAGAGUAUCCAUCUAGAAAACAAAAAAAGUUUUUUCUAACUAAUUUUUCUAGAAUUUAAUUAGUAAAUGGUAGGGGAAAAUGAUCUUUUCUAGUAAUUGAAUUUAAUUUUCUAUAAUCAAUGCAAACCCUCCAACCGGUAGUUAAUCUUAUUUGUAUUUCAUCCCCUUUUUUAUUUUUUAUAACCAUGAUCCCUAAUCUUUUUGGCACCACUUGUGUAGGACUAACUCAUUUGCUAUCUAAAAUAGGAUAAAUAAUAUCAGCAGCCAGUCACUUUAAAUUUUCUUUUUUUAUAAUUUUCAUCAUGUUAGGAUUUAAUCUUUGUUGUAGUUCCUUGCUAGUUCUAACCCCCUCCUCUAGAUAUAUACUAUGCAUGCAUACACUCAUAUCAAUGUCCCUUAGAUCAUCCAUUUUCCAGCCCAUAGCCUUCUUAUUUUUUCAAAGCACAUCUAAUAAUUCUUCUUCUUGUUCAUUACUCAAAUCAACUAUAAUAAUAAUAGAAAAUAAAUUAUUUUCCUCUAAAAAUAUAUAUUUUAAACUAGAGGGAAGAGAUUUCAACUCUAAAUUCAGAUGAUCUUCCUCUUUCUUUUCUUCCAAAUUUAUAUUCUCUAUUUCUUCUAAUUCUUCUAGCACAUAGUCAUCAAUAACAUCUGGAUCAUCAAAAUCAUCUAGAAGAUCUAUGGUAGAACAAUCAUAUACUUAGGAUUUCUUAAGAUCAUUUAAUACCUCAAAAAUUUUAAUUUCUACUAAUUAAUCUCCACAUGAAAUGUUUACAAUACCUAUAGGAAAAUUAAUAUUCAUCUGCAAAAAUGAUCUCCCUAGAAUGAUUGGUGUAUCAUAAAACUGUCCAUUAAAAUCCAUUUUCAGCACUACAAAAUUAGUUGGAAAUUUACACCCUUUAAUUGUCACUAUCACAACUUCUAAAAUACCUUUAGGAUGUUUUAUAGAUCUAUCAGCAAAUUGUAAGGUAAUAGUAGAAGGUUUAAGAUCAGAAAUAUUAAAUUUAUCACAAAUACUGGCAGGUAAUAAACUAAUACUAGCAUCGGUGUCAAGUAAUGCAUUCUGAAAAAUGAUCCACCAAUAUCACACGAAAUUAAAGGGGCACCUAUAUCUCUCAAUUUAUAUGAUAAUUAAUUUAAUAAUAAUACACUAGCAUGCAUAGAUAAUUUUUCUACUCUAGGUGUCAUUUUUGGUGUACACAUUUCUUUCAAAACUCUAGUAUAUUCAGGAAUAUGUUCAAUGGUAGUGAGUAAAGGAAGACUAAUUUACACAUCUUGUAAAAUUUUCUUUAUUUCUUCAUUGUGUUCCUUUUUCUUUCUUUGCCUAGGCUCAAGAGCUUUAGGAAAUAGAAUGGUCGUCCUCUCUUUUGAAAUUUUCUUGGUAGAAUCUAUAAAAUCCUCUUCUACUCCUAUUUGAUUUUGUUUUGGGUUAUCCACGUUUUCCUUUUUUUUUUAAUAUUUGGGGAUAAGGAUCAAGUAAGAUCUUACCACUCAAUGUAUUCACUGUCUUUACAUUUUCAUUUCAUGAGUUUUUCUUUAGAUUCAUGCUACUAAACUCCCCUUGCUGAAAUCUUAUUGUUGGGUAGUUCCUUGGAUUUUCUAUGAGCUGACUAGGUAGUUGUCUCUCUUCUCUCUUAUUCCCAACAGCCUCUAUAAUUUGUUUCUGGUUCAGCAUCAUUUGAUUCAUAGUUUGUUGCAUCGUUUAGCUCAUUUGCUCCAUCAUUUCCACAGUAUCAAGUUAGGUUUGAGAUGGCUGAUUUUUCUGAAAUCUAUUUUCUUAUUUUGGACGAAAUUCAAAGUUUGAAUUGGGUCUAAGUGCUUCUAGAUUUUGAAUAUUAUUUCGGUCUCUCUAUGAGAAAUUAUUCCUCUAAUUAGCAUUAUAAGAAUUUGAAAAAGGUUCUCUAUUUCUAUUAAAACUGUGAGCUACUUGUACUUAUUCUUGCAUAGGGUGAAAUAAUUGAUCUAAAUUAUAACAUUAAAAUUCAGAAUAAUCAUUUUCACCAUACAUAGGACAUGUACUAUUUGAAUUAAAUUGAGGGUUAAAAUGUCAAUAAGUAAAUUAUUUUUUUUUAAUCUUUGAUUAAUCUGAUUAACCUCAUUUCUAAGUUUAGAAUCAUCAUCAUGAUACAAUUCAUAAAUUCCUCUUCUUAUCUCUAUCAUAUAAUUCAAAAGAGGCUUGAUCUCUAGAAUUUUCACUUAAAUUCUCAUAAAGAGUAUAAAUCUUAUCAAGAGUUUUCUCCAUAAAAACUUCUCCACAUAUAGAAUCAACCAUAUUUUUAUAUUAUUCUAAUAAUCUAUCAUGAAAAAUUCUAUUGACCAAGUGACAUGACUUAGUCGAUGUAUAUUAAAUCACGCAAAUCUAAAAUUUAUCAAAGUAAAAAAUACAAAUUUUCAGAUAUUUAGAAGUAUUUCUAAAUAAAUAUAUCAAUUAUAAUUAAAUAAAACUUUCAAAAAUAGCAAUAAUUUUCCAAGUCGAUCACAGGGAUGUAAUAUAAUAUCCAGAAAUUAUUUAGAAAUGUUCUCAAUGAAUAUGAUUUUUUAUGAAUUUUAUACUAGGAAAUGAAAAGGAAAUAUAUUUAAAAUUCACGUAAAAGGAAAAUAAGGGUGCAGACGUUAGGAUGAUGCAGUGCCCGACAAAUGCAAAUCGAACAGAAAUAGAGUUCCGUCCGGCGAUUCUUAUGUAAGUGAUUACAGACAAUUUAAUUAAUCAAAUUAAGAUCUGUAAAAGUCAGAAGGAUCCUAAUCGAAUUAAGUAUAUUUUGGUAAAUUAAAAUCACAAAAAUUAUCACUAAAUGAAGUGUAAAGUAAGUUGAAAGCAAGAAAAUAGAGUUCCAGCAUCACAACGGCAAUGCGUCGGCAAUACACUGGAAUCUUGAGCGUUCCAGAAGAUCAUCAUGUAGUGUCCAUGGCCUCAAAGGCUCUCCUUGGACAAAGAUGACGUGGACAAUCUCUAGAUCUUCUCACGAAGUCUAGAAAUUAAUGAAAUGGGUUGUCGAGUCAUCUCCAGCGACUGUCACCCGACGGAGUGGAAAAAUGGCGACUUUACGGCUCUUUGGCGGUUGUCACCCGACGAAGAAAAGCUAGAUGGAGGUGGGGUGCAUGUCAGGGAGCUUCAUCCUCAGGUUUGCACAGCAAGAGGAGGCUUUCAUCGCAUUUGAUAUGCUCUCAAGAGGUGGCAACUCAUCUCCUGAUAGAUCGUCCUCUUCCUGACAACGACUUAUUUGUCAAUCAAUCGGAGAUGAUUUACUCGAUGGAUUCACGAUCCUUUUAUCGUGAAUUGUUCAGCAAUUUUAGUAGAAAUGCUUCGUGAAUCGCAUUGAUGAGAUUUUUGCCAAUGAUCCAGCAAUUCUCGUCACUUAAUCCUUCACCGGUGAUCUGUAGGAAAGUUGCGAUAAUCAAAUAAAAAUAUAUGAAUUUUGACUCUAGGAGGAUUCGAACCCACGCCGAUUGCCCGCCUCUUUUGAGGAAGGUGUGAUGCAGGUUUAGUCCCACAUCAGUUUUGUGCUGAUUUUUCAAGCAAAUAUAUAGUAAUGCUAGCUUUCUAAGCAAAGUCCCUUCUCUCGCAUGUACGACCACUCCUUACCCCACAGCCAACUAGCCAUCAAUGACAUGGAAGGAGAGUGAUGCACACGUGCCCCUAUCGGUCCAAGUUAAGCCGCUCAAGCCCCUGCUCGCGGCUACUCCCCGACUAUGCUUCUGUCCCACUUGCAGGCCCGGCUGGCCAAUGGAUCUCCCAUUUUGUAAUAUUUUUAUUUUUAUUUCUUGUUCUUCAUUUAUCUCAAAAGUAAGAUUAUAAAAAUUGUAUAAAACCACUUUUCACACUUUAACACAAAUAUAAGUCUAUUUAUCAUGAGUUAAGGCUAAAAAUAUAUUAUUUAUUAAUUAUUAACUCAUGAUAAUGAAGACUUAUCACACCCCCCAACUUUAAUCAUUGCUAGUCCCUUAGCAAUGGAAUUACGAAAAUAA